Metopolophium dirhodum (rose-grain aphid) is the source of this 1418-nucleotide messenger RNA. Its product is annotated as E3 ubiquitin-protein ligase RNF185-like. The record is from RefSeq and is a predicted model, not a curated record. Gene Ontology annotation, biological process: protein polyubiquitination; protein monoubiquitination. NCBI's taxonomy places the organism in Eukaryota, Metazoa, Arthropoda, Insecta, Hemiptera, Aphididae. Gene Ontology annotation, molecular function: ubiquitin protein ligase activity. The transcript has 7 exons. Bases 666 to 1184 code for a protein of 172 amino acids.
UUAACGCUAUGCAACAAGUACAAUUUUACUAUUGGCGAGCUCAAUAACUCACUUUCGCCUUCAUGAUUUUGUUGUCCACUCGAGUUUCAGUGGAGUUUAUCGGUUCUAUUGCGGUUCCUGUAUUGUUCGUCGUCAAGUUCUAGGAUGUCUUUUCUCAAUUUGUCGACAUUCAUGUUUGUGAUGUACAUGUGUUACCGGCUAAUGUGUCGUUUGUGGACCGCGCUGAUAUGUUAGCGAUGUUUGCCGUGUGUGUACGAGAUCACACCUGUAUAUUUUUACUGUAUUAAAUAUUACGACUUGAUCCACGCCAACCAUAGCCUCAUUCGGUUGAUUGUCGCUAUUGCGGAACAAACUUUCAGUGCUAGCGUCAGAAAUAUACAACAUUAUUGUCAUCGCCUCCUAAACUCAAACUACCCGUAAUCCAGCACCUGAGGUCAAACAAUCAGCGUAAGUCCGCCAACACCCUAAAGGAGUUGUGUGAGAGGCCGCCAAUGUCGUCGAGUGAAUCCACCAGCACCAGUCGAGCAUUGAGUUGACGUCUGCAUAAGUCUGCUAACACCUUAAGGAGGGUGUGUGAGGGGCUAAACAGCUAAUUGGUUUACUAUACAUUGUAGUGGAGUUGUCAUCUAGGGCGAAGAAGAAAUAUCAAUUACUAAUCAUAAAUAAUGGACAUUCUUAAUAACGGACCUACUGCAGGAUGCCCUUUAACACCAGAUUCACGAUGUUCAAUUUGUUUGGAUGAUUUAACCAAUAAUUGUUAUACAAAUGCAUGUUUUCAUUUGUUCUGUUUUGACUGUUUACAACGAUGGUCAGAUUCUGAACCAACUUGUCCAUUAUGUAAGAAAACAUUUAAUUAUAUUUAUCAUUCAUUUGGUGAUCUGGGCAUCCAUGAGACAUACACUAUUCCUAUAAUAGCCAGAACACCAGGUCCAAUUCCAAGAAGUCCAAGAAGUCCAAGUCCAGAUAACAUACGGCAAUUUAGUGAAAUGUCAAAUGGUAACAGAUCUAGUUUUGAAUCUGAAGAUGGUGGUUUACCUCGUAUAUCAUUUCCAUCUCAAGUAAGAAGAGGUUCAUUAGAUCGACCAAUUGACAGGAGACGAAGAAUAUCUAGUAUGGAAUCUGAAUAUGCUGAUUUACCUCGAAUAUCAUUUCAAUCUCAAGUAGGAAGAGGGAGUCCUAAUUGAUCAGAUGAUCAAGAAUCCAUAUUUUGCUACUCAAGGUUCUCAAAUAGCUCAUAUAAAAUCUCGAGAUAUUAAGAAAAAAAUGAAAAAAAAUAAAAAUAUAUCUAUGAUUCAUAAUCUCAAAACCCAGUACCAACAGAAAUCUUUCAUAUCCAGGAUCAUCUUCCACUUCAGAAGAAACAUAUAUACAAUUAUGAUUUCAUUUUAUAUUUUCUUAUUAAAUAAUGUAUGUAUAUA